Messenger RNA from Nyctereutes procyonoides (raccoon dog), 2623 nucleotides. It is a transcript of the gene SHMT1, whose product is annotated as serine hydroxymethyltransferase 1. The transcript has 12 exons. Gene Ontology annotation, cellular component: cytoplasm; nucleus; cytosol. The record is from RefSeq and is a predicted model, not a curated record. NCBI's taxonomy places the organism in Eukaryota, Metazoa, Chordata, Mammalia, Carnivora, Canidae. Bases 305 to 1759 code for a protein of 484 amino acids. Gene Ontology annotation, biological process: purine nucleobase biosynthetic process; tetrahydrofolate interconversion; protein homotetramerization. Gene Ontology annotation, molecular function: zinc ion binding; glycine hydroxymethyltransferase activity; protein homodimerization activity.
AGAGCCGCUGCGCGCCAAGUUCUGGGUUCCCGACUCGCGCGGCAGGUGUCACGUGGCGGGCACAGGGCCGGACGCGGGUCGGUGGGUCUCGGAUUCUGCUCGCGGCGGCAGCAGCGUGGUCGGCGGGUCUCGGGGUCGCUGGGCUGUGCGGGACCCUGUGCCGGUAGGUGGGCUGCUUCGGGUGCCAGGACCUCGGUGCCCCCGGCGCUCUCGACGCUCUCGGGGCGCUUUGUGGUGUGCGCCUGGCAGCCGCGCUUCCCCCGCGGCUCUGAGAGGCCGGAAAAGGUAACUUUGAACUGGUGCAAUGAUGACUCAAGUCAACAGGACUCACAAGGACACUGACCUGUGGUCCUCGCAUGAUAAAAUGCUGGCGCAGCCCCUGAAAGACAAUGACACUGAGGUUUACAACAUCAUCAAGAAGGAGAGUAACCGGCAGAGGGUCGGGUUGGAGCUGAUCGCGUCAGAGAAUUUCACCAGCCGGGCAGUUUUAGAGGCCCUCGGCUCUUGCUUAAAUAACAAGUACUCUGAGGGGUACCCAGGCCAGAGGUAUUAUGGUGGGACCGAGUUCAUCGAUGAGCUGGAGAUCCUUUGUCAGAAGCGAGCGCUGCAGGUCUAUGGUCUGGAUCCUGAGUGCUGGGGGGUCAACGUACAGCCCUACUCAGGCUCCCCUGCCAACUUUGCAGUGUACACUGCCCUGGUGGAGCCCCACGGGCGCAUCAUGGGCCUGGACCUGCCCGAUGGGGGCCACCUGACACACGGGUUCAUGACAGACAAGAAGAAAAUCUCUGCUACGUCCAUCUUCUUUGAAUCUAUGCCCUAUAAGGUGAACCCAGAAACUGGCUACAUCAACUACGAUCAACUGGAGGAAAACGCACGCCUCUUCCACCCGAAGCUGAUUAUUGCAGGAACCAGCUGCUACUCCCGAAACCUGGACUACACCCGACUGAGGAAGAUCGCGGAUGACAACGGGGCAUAUCUCAUGGCCGACAUGGCGCACAUCAGCGGGCUGGUGGCUGCGGGUGUGGUGCCCUCUCCCUUUGAGCACUGCCACGUGGUGUCCACCACCACCCACAAAACCCUGAGAGGCUGCCGAGCCGGCAUAAUCUUCUACAGGAGAGGAGUGCGCAGCGUGGAUCCCAAGACCGGCAAAGAGACCCUGUACAACCUGGAGUCGCUUAUCAACUCUGCUGUGUUCCCAGGCCUGCAGGGAGGUCCCCACAACCACGCCAUUGCUGGGGUCGCUGUGGCCCUGAAGCAAGCCAUGACUCCGGAGUUCAGACUUUACCAGCACCAGGUGGUGGCCAACUGCCGAGUUCUGGCUGAGACCCUGAUGGAGCUGGGCUACAAAGUGGUGACAGGUGGUUCUGACAACCAUUUGAUCCUCGUGGAUCUCCGCUCCAAAGGUACGGACGGUGGAAGGGCUGAGAAGGUUCUAGAAGCCUGUUCUAUUGCCUGUAACAAGAAUACCUGUCCAGGUGACAAAAGUGCACUGCGGCCCAGCGGACUGCGUCUCGGGACUCCAGCGCUGACAUCUCGAGGACUUUUGGAGAAAGAGUUCCAGAAAGUAGCCCAGUUUGUUCACAGAGGGAUAGAACUGACUCUGCAGAUUCAGAACGACAUCGGUGCCAGGGCCACCCUAAAGGAGUUCAGAGAGAAACUGGCAGGGGACGAGAAGCACCAAAGGGCCAUCAGGGCUCUCAGGGAGGAAGUGGAGAGCUUCGCCUCUCUCUUCCCUCUGCCUGGCCUGCCUGACUUUUAGAGGAGCCGCACCUGCCCAGGAACCACCUGCUCGAGGACCCGGUGCCCUUCUGAGAAGAGACAGGAGAGCUGCCCUACACGGGACCGACUGCAUCGACUGCUUUGUGCCCCGAGGGGGUUUCUUUCUCCGCUUUCCUCACUCCUUCACAAAUCAAAAUUUGUUUUUAAGACCCAUUGUUAAUAAUUCUGGGACAAGUUACUAAGGCAUUUAAAUUAUCCUUUCUCUUAGCUGUAUAAAAAGUUCUUCUGGAAAAAAUGAAGUACUUAGACUGGAUUCAGGGCUGACGGUUAGAAAGACCCCAGGAGGUGUACUUGCGCUUCUCUGAGUUACUGGCCUUUCCCCACACCCUGCGAGGACAACCUCCCAAGUUCAGAGCUGCCACGAGCUGCCCCUUCUUCACGUCUUGUUAGGUGGAGGAUUGCUAAAGGAAGACUGAGGAUUGUCAUCACUGAGGGAAAUUUUGAAGCUUCUGGUGAUUUCUAUACAGGGUGCCGCCCACUAUGGUGGGAGGUUCUCCACAGCAGCUCAGGACAUCUUGGAAACGAUCUCUUUCAUCCCCCACCCCUGGGGGCUGCCAGGUGUCAUCAGGUGUGAGAACCAAUGGUGGGGGUUGGGGGGGGGGGCUUCCUGCCCUGUGCCAGGUAACCAACCCCCUCCUGUAAUCAGGAAACCAAAUGUCACCUUCCCAGAGAAACUUUAUUUUUCACAAAGCCGAAGUGCAAAACAUAGAUGACCAUUUUUAAUAAGCACAAUCGAAUUUUUAACCACAGAAUGUCUACAAGAAUUAUAGCUUUAAAAAAUACAACCAAUUUUUAUAUUUCAAAAAUAUCUGAACUCAAAUAAAUUAAUUUCUUAAAAAGUACA